Messenger RNA from Cylindrotheca closterium, 1287 nucleotides. Lineage: Eukaryota; Bacillariophyta; Bacillariophyceae; Bacillariales; Bacillariaceae. The record is from the annotation of a GenBank genome assembly.
AUGAUGGAAGGAACUAAUCAGGGAAACGAAAGACCGCAACAGCCGCUCCAUGCAUUGGAUGCUCUGAAUAGCAUGUACAACAGCGCACAACAACAACCUCUGCUUGCUGGCUAUUUGAAUCAAGCAUCAAAUACUCAUCCACAGCAGCUGCAAUUGCAAUUAUUGCAGUCGUUUCUGCAGCAGCAACAACAGCAGCAACAGCAGCAACAGCAUCAACAACAAAUACAACAACCGAUUCAGAACCCCCUGCAACAGCUGAGUCAGCAAACGACGACGCGGUCCCUUAACUUUGAUUCCGUGCGACCUGCAACCAAUGGGGUGUCACCCACAUCGCUGGAUGAUUUCAAUUCGGAUCUACAAUCACAGCUGCUCUUUGGUCUUGCGAACCAGCCAAGCUCUAAUCAAAACAAUGCCCUCCGCGUAGCUUUGGAGAAGCAAAACAUCUUAGAUAGAGCUAGAGCACUGAACGAGAUUGAAAUUAGAAGAGCUCUAGGACAAGAGCAACAAAGCCAAAGUCAAGGGCAAGCAUCACAAGGACCACCACAGAACUCAUCUUCCUUUCAGCACAUACCGCAAGAUGGGAGUGGAAGCUCGCAGAGCCAACACAUGCCCUCUAGUCUCGGAUCGAAUGAUUCUGAUUCGUCAGGUCAAUAUAUUCAAGUCGACUCUGGCACAAGAACCAUGUCCCCGAUAUCUGAUGAGGCCAACAGAUCUGAUGAUUCUGCAAAUGGUAACCGAACUCAAUCCGUAUCAGAUCGAACUCAAUCCGUAUGCGCCCCCUUACACUUUGCUGCAGGCGAAGAAGGCGGCAAUGUGAGAGAUCUGAGAAUGGUACAAGACAGUACUUGGGAAUCACGAUUCCGUGAUCUCGUGCAGUUCAAACAAGAAUAUGGACACUGCAAUGUACCCCGAAGGUACAAAGGCAAUCCCAAGCUCGGUGUCUGGGUCUGCAGUGUGCGCCAGCAAAUGGCCCGAGGCACUCUGAACAAGGCCAAGAUGGAGCGAUUAAAUGAAGUUGGCUUCCAAUGGCGAAUAACCGUCAUCAAGGGAGGUCAGAUCAAUCCUCAAAUAGCCAAGAGUGACCAAUGGCUCGAAAACUUUCAGAAUCUUUCCUCCAUCAAGGAGCGAACUGGAAAGUGUUCUGUCCCCGCAUCCGAUCGCAAGUUGUGCAAGUGGAUUGACAGACAACGAAGGGAAAUGAAUAAAGGGAAGCUACCAAUGGAAAAGCAAGAAAAAUUGAACUCCAUUGGUUUCGAAUGGAAACCAGCAUCUGUAUCAGUAGAAUAG